Molecule: messenger RNA, 4736 nt
Organism: Pecten maximus
Lineage: Eukaryota; Metazoa; Mollusca; Bivalvia; Pectinida; Pectinidae
Product: peptidyl-prolyl cis-trans isomerase G-like
Exons: 22
Coding region: 189-4415 (1408 amino acids)
Biological process (GO): protein peptidyl-prolyl isomerization; protein folding
Cellular component (GO): intracellular membrane-bounded organelle
Molecular function (GO): peptidyl-prolyl cis-trans isomerase activity
Source: RefSeq, a predicted model, not a curated record
GAUAGUAAAUGCGGUAAGGUGUGAAAGGCAUCCUAUAUUUUCUAUUGUUAUGAAAUUGUUGGUCUUAGCUGUUAAUUUGGAAUAGGCGACCUGAUAAUUGCAUCGAUUUUAGUUCAAUCCACGAUUACUGUAGUCGAACUUGAAUUGUCACUGAUAAGCUGUUACAGAGAUUACAGAAGAGGAAGAAGAUGACUGUGACCAGUGGAUACAAGCCCAGAUGUUUUCUGGACAUAGAAAUAGGUGGCCAAUCUGUUGGAAGGAUCAUAGUUGAGCUGUUCUCUGAUGUUACCCCAAAAACCUGUGAAAACUUCCGUGCAUUAUGUACAGGAGAAAAGGGGGUUACCCAGAAAACUGAACAAUCCCUCCACUACAAAGGUGCUCCUUUCCAUCGUGUGGUGAAAGACUUCAUGAUUCAGGGUGGAGAUUUCACCAAAGGCGAUGGAACUGGAGGCGAGUCAAUUUAUGGAGGGAUGUUUCCUGAUGAAAAUUUUAUUUUAAAAAAUGAAAAAGAAUAUCUCCUUUGCAUGGCAAAUCGUGGAAAGGACACAAAUAGUUCUCAAUUCUUUAUAACUACAAGACCAGCUCCACACUUAGAUGGAGUCCAUGUGGUAUUUGGCCAAGUCCUUCAAGGUCAAGAGAUAGUCCGUCUCAUAGAAAAUCAAGAGACGGACACAAAAAGUCGCCCUCUUAAAGAGGUGCGCAUUGCCAAUUGUGGGGAAUUGGUCCUACAAAUGAAGUCCAAAGGCAAGAAGAAGAAGAAAGUAUCAGAGUCGGAAUCAGAUUCUGGAUCAGAUUCAGGGUCAGAAUCGGGCUCGGCCAGUGACGAGGACAUCAAGAAACGUAAACGUAGAAAGAAACAAAAGAAAAAAGAUUCCAAACGGAAGAAGAAGGAAAAGAAGAAGAAAAAAGAUAAAGAUGAAAAAGAUGAAGAGGUGGCCACUAAGGAACCAGAGAUAACCACUGUGUUUGCCGCCAUUAGACCUGAUGAAAUCCCUGAUGUACCGUCUCAGAAGUUUUUGAUGAGAGAGAACCCCAAAAAAGAUCAGGAUGACAAAGGCAAAUCUCCUCCCGGGUAUGGUCAGCGGCGACCAGUUGACAGGAUUCCAUACAGUUCCCAAGUUAAAGUGACAAGAAGUGGACGUAGAAUCAAGGGGCGUGGUACAGUGCGUUACAGGAGUCGUAGCCGCAGUGAAACCCCACCCCACUGGCGACAAGCCAUGCAGAAGCCACAGCCAAUGGACUAUGGGGACAGGCAAGAGGAGGGCCAGGGACAACGCUGGGUCAGGGGGGACAAAUUACCUCAGGGGAGGGGAGAGCGAGGUAAUCGACAAUUGUCGGAGCGUGAUCGUAACUUGGAGUCAAGAGAAAUUGGUCAAGGUGAAGGUAAUCCUCGAUGGGGACGGGAGGUCCCAAGAGGCAGAGGUGACAGAAAUGAUGACAGGUCACAAGGUCAUUCCCAUGACAGGCAGCCUCUCAGGGAGCGGUUCAAACAAGGAAAUGAGGAGAGGGAUGAGAAAAAUCAGGAGGAAGAUGAUGAUAGUGAAAGGAAAAAGCACAAGAAAGAUAAAAGUCACAAGAAACAUAAAAAACACAAGAAAACUUCCAAAAAACAUAAAGACAAGAAGGGAAGUGAUGAUGAAGAUGAUAGAAAGAAGGCAACACAACCUAGCGCUUCUGAUGGAGAAAGCAUAUCCCAAUCACCCUCACCUAGGUCAGGCAAGGAGAGCAAGAACGAGGCUGAACAUUCAGAGGCACAGCGAAAUGGUCACCCAGAUGGACGGAGAUAUAAUGAUCGCAGAGACAUCAGAAGAUCAACUACAGACAAUAUCAGUAGUUCUGAUAGAGGAAGACAUGAUCGGAGGAGGUCAAGAUCACCAGAGACUAGGACAAAACAACCUAUUCGUAGAAGAUCAGUCUCAAGAGAUCGCCAUCGAUCAAAAUCAAAAUCGCCAACUCGAAGACCAUCUUCUGAUUCACGUGGUAGAAGAAGACGAUCAUCAGAUUCUGAGUCGGAAGAGGAUAACAAAUCCAGGUCAAAGAGGCAAAAUAGGCAAAGGUCAGGGUCAUCUAGUUCCAGUAGGAGUAGGUCAAGGUCAAGAGGUCGUUAUCGUGAUGGUGGAAGACGAGGCAGGCGGGAUGACGAAAGACGUUCCAGAGUUCUUCCAGGAAUUAGGCCAGUGAGACUCAAGUCAGAAAGUCCCCCUCCUACCCACUGGAAAAAAGGACAGAAACCUUGGAAAGUGAAGCCACAAGACCGGCCACUCACAACAAAGGAUGUCCUUGGUGCACCUGACAUGAAAGAUAAAAGUCCACAGAAAUCUGAUGUCAGCCCAAAUGACAGUCAAGUGAAUCAAAGACGCAUAUCAAGCAAUUCUCCUGUCAAACUUCAUGGUCGUCCCAGACAAUCGGACGACAGUGAUGACAGUGACCGCUCUCCUAGUCCGGGGAUAGACAUGGCGAAGACUCGGAGAUCAAGUGGAUCAGAUCCAUCAAGGGAAACAAGGUCCAUUCACCUUGAGAAUGACAGGAAAAGCAGGUCAGAGUCUGAUAACAUGAGAACAGUGCACCUUGGUGGUAUGACAGAACAAAGAUCCAUCCAACUCGGUAAAGUGGACCACGAUACUACCUACAGAAGGGACCCAGUUCCAGCUAGUAAAAUCCAGUAUGAUUUGGCAGAACAAGUAGAUCCGAUCAGGGCAAGUCCUGUACGAAAGGAGUCAAAGUCCAAGUCUAGAAAUUCAUCAGAUUCUAGAUCUGAAAGUUCAUAUAAUGCAUCAGAUUCUUCUGAAGAUUCCGAUGCGUCUGUUAAAUCAGAGGAACAGAGACGUACUGUGAGAAAAGUGGAGGAACGUAUCAAAUGGCAGCCACCACCUGAUCCCGAGGUACCAGAGCGUGAUGAGAUUCCUCACAUCGUUAGCAAGCAACCAGAGGAGAUGAUCCGGACAUCUGUGAGGAUUAGAACACCCCCACUGCCUCCGAUGGGACAAGUGGCCGAGGCUGCUUCAGAGAUGGCCAGGAAGAAAAAUAGAUGGGAUGUUCAUGCUCCAGUAGUUACACAGGAAAGGAUAAUUGCAAGUGUCCCACUACCGACACACAAACAACCUUCACCUCCUCGCACACCAAGGUCAUCUCAUUCAAGAUCAUCUUCAUAUUCAUCAGACAAUUCAAAGUCAAGGUCACCAUCUCCAACAAGCAGCUAUCUCUAUGGCGAUCAAAAGAAGCCAUUGGACCAUGAACAGACUUCGUCACAGGAUCCUGUUAAACAGGUUGAGGAUUUUGCUUCACAAUCUCCUGUUACAAAGUCUGUUUCUAAGUCCCCUGCAAAGUCCGACAAAGGCAGAGGACAUUUUAUUCCCAUAGUCACAAAUAUAGAGAGUGUUCCUCUCCAGGGUGGACGAUCACUGGACCUGAACAUGCUUAGUCCUGGCAACAUACCUUUCCCAGCGGAAAAUACAGAAAAUACCAAAGACAAAUUAUCUAGAAGUACUGAAAAGAAAGUUUCUCCAGGUGAAGCACCCCAAAAAAGUCUAGAAGAAAGGUUGAAAGAUUUUACAGCAGGGAUCAGUGGUUCAAAGUCAUCGUUUGGAGAUAAGACUAGAUCAAGAAGCACAUCAACAGACACUUCACCAAAGAAGAAAUCCUCUCCUGACAGGAGACCAUCUAAUAUAUCUGGCAGCAGAAACCAUAGUAAAUCUCCUCAUAGGUCACGCAGGAAAAGUAGAUCAAGAUCUCGAGGAAAAAGCCAUUCCAAAUCACCAAUACGUUCAAGAAGGCGGAUUUCCAAGUCGCCUAUACAGUCAAGGAAAAAAAGCCAUUCAAAGUCUCCAAGACGUUCUCGUGGAAAAAGCAGAUCGAAAUCCCCUUAUCGUUCUAGAAGAAGAAGCUAUUCACGCUCUCCACAACGAAGAAGGAUUUCUCCUGCAAGAUAUUCACCAGUGCCACCCAGGAGGCGGUCUCGAAGUCCUCGUAGGAGGUCAAGGUCACCUAAGAGGUCGAGAUCUAGAAGGAGGUCCCCAUCUCCCAGGAGAAGGUCUAGGUCUCCAAGGCGCCGUUCUCGUUCCAGGUCACCAAGGCGAAGGUCUGCGUCACCAAGGAGACAAAGUUUAUCUAAUAGAAGGAGGCCAUCUGUGCGAAGGAGACGAUCAAGGUCAAGGUCAUCAAGGAGAAGGUCACCAAGGAGACGUAGUAUCAGCCCGAGACGUCAUAGCCGAUCUAGGUCAAGGAGACGUUCUCCUCCAAGACGGAGACGAAGUCCUUCCAGGGAUAGACGCAGGAGACGAAGCAGGAGUGAGUCCGGUUCAUCCCGAAGUCGGAGCAGAAGCCAUAGUCGUCGCAGGAGACGCUCUAGUAGUUCGCGUAGUCGAAGUCGCAGUAGACGCCGGAGACACAGGAGCUCAAGCUCAGAUAGUGACUAAACAUUGCCAUAGAGUGAUGGAUUAUGGAUUGAACUUCAUUAACAUAGCAGCUUACUGAAGGAACAAUUAUUUUUAAUGCUUCUGGAAAUUUCUUUUUGCUUUUAUAAAUUUUGAAGUUUUAAUGAUGAAUGAAAUGGAAGUAGCUAUAGCCAGAUUAUGGACAUAGAAAUUUGAGCUCUUCUCUCAUUUUAAUUUUUAUUAUGAUAGUGGUUAGCUUUAUGGUUUUAUUAAUGAAAUAUUUGUAACACCAGUUCAGUCAAACCGAAAUUGUACAAAUAUUUCAUCAGAAUAAAAGUAUAUCGGAUGAUUUUGUGAAUUUUA